UCCCCCGUGGCACCUGUCGCACCCAGCUCAGCCGUUGCUAGCCGCCUGGCACGCUCUUCCAGCGUUAGCCAGGCUGAGAAAGGCUGUGCCUCGUUCUGGCUCAAACCUUUCUGCUUUUCCUUUCUCGUUAAUUGCCAUCCGCUUGUCUUUACACGAGUCUGAGCUUGAUUGACAUUGGUCUGCUUUGCAGUGGCCCAACGAAUGUGCUUUAGCUUUAAAAGAAUGCUUUCACGUUUUAUUGUUGGAGGAUUUUCCCGCUUGCAUCAUUUGACCUUUGCUACCCACAGUCUGUCUUUUCCUUUUGUCCGAGUGAAAAGAUGAUACAAAAGGUGAGACAAGACCGAAUUAUGUGAAAAAAAAAAAAAACUUUUCCGUAGCCAAUUAAAAUGCAGAAAUUGACAUCUGAAGCCUUUAGCUUCAAAGCAUAUGAAAGCGUUAAACGUUGGUGUUACAUACUGGAGUAUGUAGAGAGUCAAAAGCUUUUUAGCUAAAAUCACGAGGGUAAAAAUGACUUGAAACUUGCCAGCAGUUGAAAACACUGCUGGCUCAGUUUAAUACAUGUAGAUUUGUGUCAUCUUUGUCAUUGUUGUAGCACCGAGUUCCCAGUCAAAUGCAGGUUUGUUUGACCCUGUACACACUUUCCUGGAUCGAAAUGGCAAUAAAGGACCUUUGACCACCUUUUGUUUGCUAAAUCUGAGCAGUCUUCAGCUAUAAAUUAAGAAAAUGCUUUGUCUGCUACAGCUAACCUACUUAACGCUACACUGCACAUUGUACUUUGUCUUAAAACCUUUGACUAUAUUUUGUCCAUAUUUUUUUUGUUUCUAACUUUUCCCUUCUGUGUCCAAAACACAGUGAAGCACUUUUGCUGUCACUGAAAGACUGGUGGAACGUCAUGGUUCACUGUAUUUUCAUUGAAUGAGAAUGAUAAUCUAAUCACACUAAUUAUUCUAAUCCUUGUAAUACAUCUAAUUGUCACCACAGCCUCCUAACCUUCAAUCCAAUAACUCAAUCACUCAUCAAGUGAAUGAUUUUUAAUUGUCCAGGCCCGAUGACAGCACAGCAAAAGAGCGGCGCGGUGGUCCUGUCGGAUGAUUUAAAGAACCCGGCCAUGGAAAAACUGGACCUAGUCAGAAAAUGGAGCAUCAACACAUAUAAAUGUACGAGGCAGAUCCUGUCCGAAAAGCUGGGCCGUGGCUCGAGGACCGUGGACCUUGAGCUGGAGGCACAAAUCGAAGUCCUGCGCGACAACAAGCGAAAGUACCAAAACAUCAUCAAGCUGGCUCAGACUCUGGGCAGCCAGCUGUCCCAGAUCAUGCAGACGCAGAGGCAGCUGGGCGACGCCUUUGCCGACCUCAGCCUCAAGUCACCAGAACUUCAUGAGGAGUUUGGUUACAACGCUGACACCCAAAAGCUUUUAUCCAAAAAUGGAGAGACGCUGCUGGGGGCUAUUAACUUCUUCAUUUCCAGUGUGACCACACUAGUGGAGCAAACUAUUGAAGACACCAUGCUUAACAUCAAGCAGUAUGAAAUAGCAAGAGUCGAGUACGAUGCGUACCGCACCGAUUUGGAGGAGUUGAAUCUGGGACCUCGCGAUGCCACCACUUUGCCCAAGAUUGAGCAGUCUCAGCAGCAGUUCCAGGUCCACCGUGAGAAGUACGAGAGGAUGCGAAACGACGUCUCCAUCAAGCUGAAGUUCCUGGAGGAGAACAAGGUGAAGGUGUUGCACAACCAGCUCAUCCUGUUCCACAAUGCCAUAGCCGCAUACUAUGCUGGAAACCAACAACAGUUGGAACAGACACUCAAGCAGUUCCACAUCAAGUUGAAAAUGCCUGGUGGAGACAGUCCGUCUUGGCUGGAAAAGCACUAAACACUUAAAAAUCCUCCCCAACGCUUCUUAAGCUCUGCCACUGCCUUUCAAACUAUCACAAUUGUAAGUCUUUUAAUGUAAUACAAAAAACAAUCUGUUUUUGAUAUUUUGUUCUGUUAUGUUAUUUCGGAUCAUUGGACAGGCACUUUUCCUACCUGUUUGACAAAUCCGUUGAACAGGAAUUGCUGUAGUAAACUCAUUUGGAAACUGUAAAUGGCCUUUUUUUGCCAGCAUAUGAAUGUUGUGUCCCAGCAGAGCAGAUGUUUGCUCUGCGACGAUAGCUACAGGAUCAAAACUACAUUUACAUCACUCUCCUCAGCUGACUGAGCGUGGGAUGAAUGCUUUACGAAAAUCUAAUCAAGCAAGCUGUUUGUUUCAGCGUGUCUUCUUUAUGAUUUGACUUAAUACCUAAAAAGGUAAAAGCAAAUUGGUUACCUCACCAGUACACAGCAGUACUUGGUGAAUAGGUUUGUUUCAUUGCUGAUAUAUGACAGGGACUCUCGUAUUUGCCUGUUUACUCUACAGCUAUAGCAGCAGCUGGUUAUCUUAUCUUAGCAUAAAUGGUGGGAAACGGCUCGCAAGGCCCUGUCCAAGGGUUCAGUCGUUCUGCCUAGCAACAUGUCUGAACCUCGCUACUACCAAAAGCCAAAGUUGCAAAGUCAGCGUUACCCCUGGUUCCUCUCUUCAUUCUAAGAAGAACAAGUGGGUUCUGGUGCUGACUCUGUAUUGAACAGACCACUAUGAGAGUCACGUGUGGCACAAAACGCAAAGACGAUCCCUAAAUGUCAGUCUGUUCCUUCAAACGUGUAAAAGUUACAUGAAUGGCUAUUCAUAACUAACGACACGUGAUGCUGACACGUUGCUAUUUCCUAAUUCAAAUUACAUUUAGCAAUUUCCUACAUUUUUACAGAACACGUCAAAGUGCUAAUUCUCUUGCGUUCCAGAGAAAACUGCAGAUCUGCCUGUGUGACUAAACGUGCCUUGAAUUUGCCACUUUUAUCAUGAAAUCCAACCACAGGCGCUUGCACUACGAGUUCUCGGGACCAACUCUUGAAGGAAGAGUGGACCACACACACACACACACACACACACACACACACACACACAACACACACACGGAGUAAGUGCAGUUAAAGCCUGUAAAUCUUGCUACAUGCUCAUACACUCCAAAAACACGCAAUAUCUGUUAAAGUCCUCCAACUAAAGAACAUGAUCUUCUCAGAUAUUUAUCCAUAUUGCACGUAAGCAUAUUUAUGCAUUGGAGACUUCAAACGGACAGUAAAUGUAAGGUGGAAACCAAAACACAGUUAACUUGAAAAUGUUUUUGUCUUUGGUAAAUAAAACCAGCAUCUUUUACCUGAGCUGCUAACUUUCCUUGGUUGUUCUAUAUAAAGUUAUAUUUUUCAGAGGGGAUUUCUGUACUGUGGUAUUUAUAACCAGCUGCCCCGUGUCCUCAAAUUGUUCUCCAAUCACUAUAACUAUUAAUAAAGCAGUUAGAGAGUGUGAAUAUCCUUCAACCUUUCCCUCAAAUGAUUUGAUAUAUAUUUGUAAUUUUUACUAUAUUACCUUUAAGACAAUGCACCAUUUGGCUUUUUUCAGAAAUUUACAAAUUAUGUCCUAGUACUUUUACGUACUACUACUUGUUAUGUAAUUACUAAACAUUAAUAAAUGUUGAUUUUAAUUCUGA
Molecule: messenger RNA, 3554 nt
Organism: Betta splendens (Siamese fighting fish)
Lineage: Eukaryota; Metazoa; Chordata; Actinopteri; Anabantiformes; Osphronemidae
Gene: arfip1
Product: ADP-ribosylation factor interacting protein 1 (arfaptin 1)
Exons: 6
Coding region: 1025-1867 (280 amino acids)
Biological process (GO): intracellular protein transport; regulation of Arp2/3 complex-mediated actin nucleation
Cellular component (GO): trans-Golgi network membrane
Molecular function (GO): protein domain specific binding; phospholipid binding
Source: RefSeq, a predicted model, not a curated record